Cornus florida is the source of this 1580-nucleotide messenger RNA. RefSeq lists its product as uncharacterized. NCBI's taxonomy places the organism in Eukaryota, Viridiplantae, Streptophyta, Magnoliopsida, Cornales, Cornaceae. Bases 173 to 1330 code for a protein of 385 amino acids. Gene Ontology annotation, cellular component: mitochondrial outer membrane. The record is from RefSeq and is a predicted model, not a curated record. Gene Ontology annotation, molecular function: ATP hydrolysis activity; ATP binding. The transcript is spliced from 5 exons.
AAAGUGAAACCUUGACCCCCUUCAAUCUCUCACCUUACUUUUCGCUGGUUACCCACACAGUAAAAGUAAGCUUAUAGCAGAAGCAAUACUCUCCCUCUAUAUAUACACACGCAUAUAUCUUAUAUAAGAUCAUACUUACAAGAAGAAUCAGUGUAUAUCUAGGGUUUUGGCAAUGAGAGGUUCGUCAGAUACAAAUGUCUUACAAGAACUGGUGUUGUACGCCGCCACCGCCGCUAUCGGCUACUUGAUGCUGUUAUCGGGGGUUCGACAUCUCGACCCAAACCGCGACGCCUCCAAGAAAGCCCUACAACGGAAGAAAGAAAUCGCCAAGCGUUUGGGUAGACCACUCAUCGAAACCAAUUCCUACGAGGAUGUUAUAGCUUGCGAUGUUAUAAAUCCUGAUCACAUUGAUGUGGAAUUUGACUCUAUUGGGGGUUUGGAAACCAUUAAGCAAGCAUUACAUGAAUUGGUGAUUCUCCCACUACGUAGGCCCGAGCUAUUUUCGCAUGGGAAGCUUCUCAGUCCCCAAAAGGGGGUCUUGUUAUAUGGACCACCUGGUACUGGAAAGACGAUGCUUGCCAAAGCCAUCGCCAAAGAGUCUGGAGCUGUUUUCAUUAAUGUAAGGAUAUCAAACCUAAUGAGCAAAUGGUUUGGUGAUGCACAAAAACUUGUGUCUGCUGUCUUUAGCUUGGCCCAUAAACUCCAGCCUGCCAUUAUAUUCAUUGAUGAGGUUGAUAGUUUUUUGGGUCAGCGCAGCACGACUGACAAUGAAGCAUUAACAAACAUGAAGACUGAGUUCAUGGCUUUGUGGGAUGGUUUCACCACGGACAAGGAUGCUCGGGUGAUGGUUCUUGCUGCAACCAACCGUCCAUCAGAACUUGAUGAAGCAAUACUUAGACGUCUUCCACAAGCUUUUGAGAUUGGGAUACCUAACCACAGGGAGAGAGUGCAGAUACUGAAGAAGAUUUUGAAGGGUGAGAGGGUAGAAGAUGGCUUUGACCAUGACCGCAUAGCCAGUUUAGCCGAUGGGUACACUGGUUCGGAUCUUCUUGAACUAUGCAAAAAAGCAGCCUAUUUUCCCAUCAGGGACCUACUUAAUGAUGAGAAGAGUGGGAAACCAUCUAAUGAACCAAGGGCAUUGUCACAGUUGGAUCUGGAGAAUGUUCUUGCCACAUCAAGAAAGACGAUGGUUGCUGCCAGUGAAUACACACCAAGAUUGUCGACGCAAAGGGAGCCAGAUGAUUAUCAGGUCCAAGCUGUAAUAGGUGAGAUUGCUAAGCUUGCGGUUUCCCAAUUUAUAAACCUUCAACCAAGUGCCCAAGAUCCCUAAAGUUAGAAUCUCCUCUCCCCACACCUAGCAGUAAUAUGAUUCUCUGUGCAACUCCAUCCAAGUAAAUUUUAUUUUAAAUUUUUGAGCCCAGUGCCUCUGAAUGUUCUGGCAGAUUUUGUGAUCUUUUGAGGCAGUUGACUGCUUCAUUGUCAACCCAACAAGGCAGUUUAGAUAAUAUAGGUUGUGUGAAAAGAAUUAUACUUUUGAUAUGUUAUUUAAAUUAAUGCAAAAAUGCUUACUUGUGCUUCCA